This is a messenger RNA of Penicillium canescens, 567 nucleotides long. RefSeq lists its product as uncharacterized. NCBI's taxonomy places the organism in Eukaryota, Fungi, Ascomycota, Eurotiomycetes, Eurotiales, Aspergillaceae. Bases 1 to 567 code for a protein of 188 amino acids. The record is from RefSeq and is a predicted model, not a curated record. The transcript has 2 exons.
AUGACGGCUACACUUUACAACAACCUGCCGACUCUCGAUGACGCGGAAAAACGCUUCAUUGACCGUGAACCAGUCUUCACUGCCGUUGGAAGCCUCCUUGCUCAAUACGGCAACCUUUACGGCCUCUGUCUCGUCCACGCACACUGCACCUUAACUGACAAGGAGACAAUGCUCAGCAGAGGAAACAUAUCCCAGCCGGAAAUUCUCACUCUGCUCGACAAUUACUAUCCUGAGCGCUGGCUGGCUUCGGGAGUGCCUUACGAGUUUACUACUCGGCCCACCGUGCCACCGCCGGCUGCUCUUGUUGACGAGUUCAACCGGCUUACUGCUGAUAUUGGGGUUCUGGGCCUCUACCACAUUGGUGACGAAAUCAACGGCAAGAAGAUUGAAUAUACCGAGGGACGCAAAAAUAUCCUGUUGCCCUUUUCUGAUACAGACGUGUCACAAGCAGCAAAUUACACGGAGACAGCGUGGAAUUUGGGUAAGGGAGAUCCUGUCACCAUGGCUUGCAUGAUUGUGUGCGACUCACGAAACACCAGAGAUGGAUCAGUACACAAAGUCCCGUAA